AUGCGCCCGCCCCGCGAUUCGAACUCCACCGCGCCUCCGCAGUCGCCGUCUCGAGCGGAAGCUGCGCGAUUCGAGCUCGCCGAAAACGCGCGACUCGCGCUCGAGGCCAAGUCCGCGCAGGUGGAGGGACUCAAGGUGAAGCUCGCCGCCGCCGAGGCCGCGCUCAGGGAACGCGACGAGCGCGAGCGCGAGGAGCAAGCAGCGAGGGCGUCCAGCGAACACGCGGGCGUCAUGCACGAGGCGGACCGACUCGGGGAUGAGAUGAAGGGAGCCCUGGGUAACGUCAAGGCGUUCAUGCGACGCGCGUGGACGGGAGCCGGGCAGACGGCGUCGUCGGAAACUGACGACGUCACCGCCGGGAAUCGAACCCCCGAACGACGCGCGACGAACGCACGCGACGGACCACACACGCCCUCGUCCGCGAUGCGCAGCAAGGCGAAGACGAGCAUCGUGGAGAAGCCGGCGGCGCGGGGCGCGUACCUGCGCGCGGGCGGUGACUCACCGGGCGGUGACUCAUCACUCGUCGGUCGACAAAGGCCCAAGACGGUCGCGUUCGUCGGCGAUCGCGAGCAGCGGCGGCUCGAGCGCGAGGGCGAGGUGGUGGCGGACAACGCGCGCCUGCGACGGACGGUCGGCGAGCUGGAGCAGAGGCUUAAAAGGCUGGCGCGGGUGGCGAGACGCGCCACCGACGCCGCCGAGUCGAAGUUUGCGGAUGAACGCGCCGCGCGACUGGACGCGGAGGCGGCGUGCGAGCGGCUCAGGGCGGCGUUAGAAGAGGUAGGAGGAGCGGGGCGGUCGAGCGGCGUCGGCGAUGAGGUUGGUAAAGUCGGCGCGUUUGGUCGUUCGCUCGUCGAGGAGCUCGAGACGUCGAGGUCGGCGUGCCGCGACGUGCUGCUCGUCGCCAGAUGCGCGGCUCGGGUGAACGCUUCGGACCCCGCCGCGAUCGUCGCCGCGCUUCCCGCGCUCGCCGCGCUCGCCGGCGAACGCCAGGGCGACACCGCGCACGCUUUAGCGGACAACGGCGUGGUGGCGUCGGCGGCGGCGGCGAUGGAGGCGCACGGACGAGACUCGUCGGUGGCCAAAGCCGGGUGCGAGCUGAUCGCGACGCUGGCGAGGGGCGGCGGGCCGAGCGUCCUGAGGGGUCUCGCGGGGUCGGCGAGGAAAGCCGCCGCGGCGGUGGCGAGGGACUUCACGACCCCCGCGAGCGGCGGCGGCGGCGGCGGCGGCGGGCGAGCGGGGAGCCAGAAAUUCUCGCCUCGAUCGCCCGCGGCGCACAACCCGUCCGUCGCCGUCGUCGACGCGCUUCGUCGGCACGCGAACGACGCCGCGACGUGCGCCGCCGCGGCGGACGCGGCGUGGGCGGCGUCGCAUCACGGCGGCGUCGCCGUCGCCUCGAGGCUCCUCGCCGACGGUGUCGUCGCCGCGUUGGCCGACGCGAUGGCGCUUCACCCGACGGAUCACGACGUCGUCUCCAAGGGGUCGCACGCGGUGUGUUGCGUGGCUGCGACGUCCGCGGCGAACGCGGCGGAGGCGGCGUCGCAGGGGGGCGCGGCGGCGGUGGCUGCGGCGAUGAGUGACGGCGCCGCGGACGCGAUCGCGGCGUAUCCGAGCACGGAGCGGUGGGUCGCGGAGCACGGAGCGGCGGUGACUCACCGGGCGGUGACUCACUCGUCUCGGUCUCGGUCCCGGGCCGUUUACGCAGCCGGCGGCGGCGCGGGUGACGACGUGGACGACGAAUCGUGGCUCGUGGAGUACGAACGAGGUGUCAUGGAGAGGACCGCGGGGAGGGCGCCGAGGAAGGUGGAGGUUGAGGAGGAGGAUGGGGAGGAUGGGGACGGGGACUCGGGCUCGUUCGAUUUCGACUCAAACUUGUAG
This is a messenger RNA of Micromonas commoda, 1875 nucleotides long. RefSeq lists its product with no specific name. Bases 1 to 1875 code for a protein of 624 amino acids. The record is from RefSeq and is a predicted model, not a curated record. Lineage: Eukaryota; Viridiplantae; Chlorophyta; Mamiellophyceae; Mamiellales; Mamiellaceae. The transcript has a single exon.